Fibroporia radiculosa is the source of this 1077-nucleotide messenger RNA. RefSeq lists its product as uncharacterized. The record is from RefSeq and is a predicted model, not a curated record. The transcript is spliced from 8 exons. NCBI's taxonomy places the organism in Eukaryota, Fungi, Basidiomycota, Agaricomycetes, Polyporales, Fibroporiaceae. Bases 1 to 1077 code for a protein of 358 amino acids.
AUGCCCAUGCCACGUACUAGGUCCCCUCUGAUUACGCCGCCCUCCGAGCCUCCCCCUGUGCUCAAUCCACCCUGGGCAGACGAUGAGGACGACGACGACUAUCCGCCACGUAUUCACAAGCGAUGGUAUCACUAUCUACCCCUUGUCUUGGCUGUUAUACUCAUGCUGGCACCACAUCCGUCUCUGCUGAUUGUUCUCGUCAACUACCAUCUGCUAGUACUGCAUUCGCCGACUCAGUUCCUGAUCCACCUAACCAUCACUUACACUCUGACAUUCCUCUCAUUUUCAUCGCUGAUUGUCGUUGUUGCGCGUGAUCCCGGCCCUGUCACAAGAGACAAGGAGUCCGAAUUCGGGCUAGAUGCGCGCGGCUCAGAAGACAUAAAUUUCAUGCAGGCACUGCUCGCAACCGACGACGAAGAAGAGGUUGAUCGCUCCCCUGCACAUGUGGGCGGUGUGUGCUCAAAAUGGACCAUCAUUGUUUCUGGCUCGGAGACAAGUGCAUUAACUUACUCGGCUUUUCUGCACCUGUUGACUUGCGUCACCUUCCUCGCGGUUUAUGUCGCUGUCAUGUGCGUUCAGGCGGUCUACUUUGCAUUCACGAAUCCUCUUUCUAUAGACGAGAAUACCCCACUUCACGACAUAUACCUCGCCUUCUAUGGCAUCAUAAUGGCCCUCGUUUUUGGAUCAUUCUGGUUGUAUCAUCUAUAUCUGAUCACAUCGAAUCAAACAACGCUAGAGCAGCUUUCGCCUUUUCUGUUGCUCCGCCAUCUUCCACCUAUCCCGACACAGUCUGAAAGUAGUCGAAUGCUGUCCAAUCCGCCUCUCGAGCAUGAGCUGUCUUACCGUCAGCGGCGCCUUGUGCGAGAAGCGCACCAUCGCAUUCGUAUGUACGAUGUCGGAUGGAGGGGAAAUUGGGGACAGGUCAUGGGAUGGAACCGACCAUGGGGAUGGCUUCAGCGAUUAGCCACCGGGGGUGGAGGGAAAGGCGACGGUAGGACUUUCCCCCGUAAUCCGCGCGCGGAUGAUCUGUUGGCACGACUUGCCGUAGAGCUUGUCGACGUAGACAAAGACCAAUAG